Messenger RNA from Diorhabda sublineata, 1821 nucleotides. RefSeq names its product farnesol dehydrogenase-like. Lineage: Eukaryota; Metazoa; Arthropoda; Insecta; Coleoptera; Chrysomelidae. The coding region runs from base 895 to 1497 and encodes 200 amino acids. The transcript has 3 exons. The record is from RefSeq and is a predicted model, not a curated record.
GUUUUCCUUCUACAUUUAGCAGGUUUAUUAAAUUUCAAUGCUGGAUAUUUGAAGGACAAAUAAAAAAUGUUAUCGGUUUCCAAUUAAAUUUAAUAACCAUAAAUACAAAUGACAUUAUAGAAUGUUUAGAAGGAUAGAAAUAAAAACAGAUACACUUUACAUUUUAAUAUUUAUCUGUAGAACAAAAAAAGUAGGUUCGUGAUGCAAAGUUUCUCGAAUGUAAAUCCAAGUGGGCGUUAUGGGAGGCCGUCCUUGCCAGCCGCCAUCUUGAAAAACACGUGCUAUCGAAUAUCUGCCAUGUUUUUUAUUUGAAACAUUUUUUUGUAUAACGCAUAGGGUUUUUGCUAAAUAUAUAGUUAACGGUUCGUGAUAAAUUAAAUAUUGAAAAAAGUUUGGAGCGCUAUAAUUGAAAAUUACAAAAAAAUGUUUGGAAUAAAAAAUAAAAAUGAUCUCAACUAUUUUUGUCGAACGUUUUAUAACCUAUAGAACAAUUGAUUCACUUUAAAGGGCUUCAAGCAGUUGAAUUAUGACCUUGUAAUAAAUAGAUUGUAGAUAAAACCUUUUUCUUUGUUACGCAAUCAUGACUCACUUGAAAAAGUAUAUUUCGUACCACAACAUUAUCAGAUUUGUGGGUACAAAAUAGAACGAUAUCAAAUAUUGAUUUUUCUAAUAAAUGAUAUGAAAAACGUUGUUAGGAAUAGAGUUUUUUUUAUUAAUUGAGGGAACUAUAUUCACAUUCAAUUCAUUGCCUUUUCCGUCUAUUAAUAGUAAUAAUUAUUAUUUAAAACAACAUAUCAUGUACAGAUACCAUAUCAGCAAAUUAACAUAGACACAUAUAUGUAUCUAAUAAUAAAUAUAAGCUCCACAUUAUCCGUUAAUCCUUAAAUAUUUGUCAUGUUAAAGUGGAAGGAACAGGUUGCUUUUGUGACAGGAGUUAAUUCAGGUAUUGGAGAAGCUAUUGCAGAAAAAUUAGUCGAAAAAGGACUCAAGGUAGUUGGUUUCGCUACAAGAUCAGAACGUCUAAUAGCGCUAGCGCAAAAACUGUCAACGUCCCAACAGGGUAAAUUCUAUCCAAUAGCCGGUGAUAUUACAAACGAAGAUCAUAUUAUACACGCGUUUCAAUGGACACAAGAUAAUAUCGGUCCAGUUAGCGUAUUGAUCAAUAACACUCCUACCAGUGUUUUAUAUUAUGAUGAUAUCGACGCGUUGAAAGAAAUUCUUAACGAAACUGUUUUGGGGAUUUGUAUUGUUAGCAGAGAAGCCAUUAAACAUAUGAAAGAAAAUAACAUUGACGGAUAUAUUAUUAAUGUCGGCGGACUUUCACGUAACGAAACGUAUUUUGAUUCACCCUGUAACAAUUCUCUUAAUCCAUUGACUGAAACUUUACGUCUUCAACUUGCUGCAGACGAAUCCGAAAUUAGGAUAACGAUAUCGUUGUUGAUCUCACUAGAAUCCGCGUCGAAAGUUAUUAAAAGAGGAAUCCUCCAUUUUUGGUAGUGACAAAAUGUUGAGAAGUAUCUAUUUUCCGUAAAGAAGUCCUUUAGUACUUUUUUAUAUUCUGCCCCUGGACUAUAAGUAUUUUUUUUAAAACCAUUUUUAGUGUGUCAAGUUUAUCUUGAUGUCUACUGUACUAAUCCAUGUUUCAAUACAUUUUUGAGAUAAGAUAUCUCGAUGUUACCUUAAUCAAAUCAAUUCGACACGAUAAAUAUUUCAUUUUAUGUAUACAGUAUGUCCCGAAACUAUAAAUGAAAAUAUCUGUAUCACAAUAUAUAAUAAAUUUAUAAAAAAAAUGAGAAAAUAUGAAUAAUUAUGAUGAUAUUU